AAGGAAACACGUUAUAAGAGCAAAGGUUAAAGGCAUGAUGCUGGGCAUUAUAAAAGAGGGCUCCACACGCUUCUGCGCCAGUCGUCCCAGUAGCCUAGUUUUGGAGUGCUGAGGAAGACUAGGACUGCAACCAUGAAGUUUUUGGUAGCGAUGUGUCUAAUGGCGGCAGGCGUCAGCGCCUCCUAUGGGCCAGCCGGAAUCGUUCAUCCUGACGGGACGUUGCAGCAGCUCACCCGCGAGGAGGCUGAAAACAUCGCCGUCGUCGGGGAGUCUGGAGUGGUCUUCCACGACGGGUCUAACAUUCAGUUUAACCGCGAUGCUGCUCUGCACCAUGCUGGUGUCGUGCCACCCAUGCCUGUGCCCGUCAUGCUGGAGAAGCCAGGCCCCUACGGCGCUACUGGCAUCGUCAUGCCCGACGGCAAAAAUGUGCAAUUUACAUACGAUCAAUCUGCGAACGUCAUCGUAAUCGGGCCCUCUGGAGUCGUCAUGGCUGACGGCAAGAACGUGCAACUAAACGAUGAGGGACUCCCAUCCCGCAAGAAGCGAGAAGUACUCCUUCAGGGUCCCUCCGGCGUGCUCUUCAAGGAUGGCCAAUGGAGGCAUCUUCUUCCUGGUGUGAAGAUCGUCCUCUUGACUGAGUCUGGUGCCGUCCUCUCCAACGGUGAAAACGUCCAGUUCAGCGGGUAACUCACUUCCCUACAAAUGACACCAUUAUUGGCUUCUUUCAUUUUAUCAUUCCUGCUUCACAGCUUUUUUUUUCUUCCUAUCGGCGUUCUCGUCUGGGAAAUAUGGGAGCUUUUCUUGUUUCAACGUGGAAGCUGUCCAGUUCUAUAAGUGACGUACUUCUUGCCGCCAUUGACACAUGCUACGAAAAAUAAUGGAUGUAAACGAACUUUGAAAUAAAUAUAUUUCUUCUUAGAUGAA
This is a messenger RNA of Scylla paramamosain (green mud crab), 924 nucleotides long. Its product is annotated as cuticle protein CP1246-like. Lineage: Eukaryota; Metazoa; Arthropoda; Malacostraca; Decapoda; Portunidae. The transcript has 2 exons. The record is from RefSeq and is a predicted model, not a curated record. Bases 133 to 687 code for a protein of 184 amino acids. Gene Ontology annotation, molecular function: structural constituent of cuticle.